This is a messenger RNA of Pygocentrus nattereri (red-bellied piranha), 2832 nucleotides long. RefSeq lists its product as uncharacterized. NCBI's taxonomy places the organism in Eukaryota, Metazoa, Chordata, Actinopteri, Characiformes, Serrasalmidae. The transcript has 3 exons. The record is from RefSeq and is a predicted model, not a curated record. Bases 680 to 1660 code for a protein of 326 amino acids.
AUUCAGCUUUCUGUUCUUCUCCUUUAGUCUAAUUGUAGCCUGGAGGACACAGUCGCCUUAUUCUGGGUCUUGUGAGGAGGUGAAUGGGCUUCUGGAACGGUGCUUUGUUCAGAGCAAUUAUGCAACAGAAAAGCAUGUGUGGUCUGGUCUAAUUAUAGCCUGGCGGACACAGUCGCCUUAUUCUGGGUCUUGUGAGGAGGUGAACGGCUUCUGGAACGGUGUUGCUUAGAGCAAUGACGCAACAGAAAAGCAUGUGUGGUCUGGUGAAGCGCUGCUUUCCCAAAAGAAAGCCAAACCUCUCUCCAAAGACUCUCCUGGUAAUCCUGAUAAUCAUCUUCAUCCUUGUCCAUUUAGGAUACAAGUCUCCUAAAGUUUAUUUUGACCGGAUCGGGACCGGAGCAGAAAAGGAGAUUGUUCAGCAGCUUCAUGAUGAACAGCAACCUGACUUUCCUCUUGGAACUACACAUGUUACACCGAGUUCUACACCAAACGCUUUGCCAAGUGCUGAACCACACCUAACGGCAUGUGGUGUGCCGGUGCAGAAUGGUCCCAUGAUUAAAGUUGCUCACCACAAAGCCUAUGUGAUCGGUUCCUAUGUGGAGCACCGUUUAAGCAGUAAAAUGAUACAAACAGUUGCUAUAGUGUUUCGUAGUGAAGAAGUGCAAUACUACUGCUUAUUAUGUUGCGAUGGAAGGAACAUUUCUGCAGCUGCCAGCCUCGACAUUCACUAACAUGCAAAACACCAGCGUUUGUGGCUAUUACUUCCCAAAUACAUGAAGGAAAUGGAUCUCUAUGGAAUAUACAAUCCUUCCAACCUGUUGGGAAUCAACAGCCCAGGACAGAAAACUUCCCUUAUGCUUUUACAGUAUGUAUAUCUGUAAUGUAUGAUUACAUGAAUGUGUUGGGGCUUGUGCAGGCCAUGGAGAUGUUCAAGCUGCUUGGUGUUCAGAAGGUAGCCAUUUACAAGAUCAAUUGUCAUCUAGAUACGCAGAAGGUUCUGGACUACUAUGUUAGGCAAGGCUUUGUGGAAAUCAUCCCAUGGACUGUGUCGUCCUACAUCAAGGUGUCCAGGGGAUGGAAGAAGUCUGAUUCACCAGGAGAACUGCAUUACUUUGGGCAAAUUGCAGCUCUCAAUGACUGUGUGUAUCGUUACAUGUAUGAGAGUCAAUAUGUAGCUCUACAAGAUUUGGAUGAGCUAAUUCUUCCUUUGAAAGAAGAUAACUGGACAACACUCAUUCCUCAUCUGGAGGAGAUUUACCAACAUCAUGCAGGAUUUGAGUUUGAGAAUAACAUAUUUCCCAUUUCCCUUUCCAGUAAUAAGACACCUGAGAAUACACCAGAUUUAUGGAAACAGUUUGAGGGAGAAAACAUGUUACCACAUGUAUACAGGAUACCAAAUGACCCAAAUGAGUUCAACAAUUUCAAAGUCAUUAUGAAUCCCCGGUUAGUGUUUAAACCUUCAGUACAUGGCCUUUUGGAUUCCAUCGGUGGUACUGUCAGGGUGGACCCCAAAAUCGCCCGCAUGUACCACAUUAAAAGUUAUCCAAGUAAAUACUUUUCACCGGAAUCCGUUAUAAGGGAUACACAUCUGUGGGACUAUGCAGAUAAGCUGAUUCCUGCUGUAUCUGAAGUACUUAGACAAGCACUGAAUAUUCAGUGAAAUCAACUGUAUAAUGAAGUCACACUUGAACCAACAAUGCUCAGAGCUUCUUACGAUUUAAUCAUAGUACAGAUAUGUGUGAAAAUGUAGCAUACAGAGUCCUGCCCGAGACUUUUAUUGGUGUCACAUGGUGUGCUUGCCAGACAGGAUGGCCCAAUCUGCUGUGUGAAGGACGUUAAAAUUACCAAAGACACUAGUCUUUGUUUUUUGGGUUUUUUUGCAUAUGUCUUAUGUAUAAGGGUAAUUUUUAUCAUGGUGUUAAGAGAAGGGAGCGGUUUAUUUUUGCUGGCAAAAGUGACACUCAGGGAGUUUGUAUUGCCAAGAAGCCUUUGCAUUUCUUUCAGUUUAUUCUAUGCAAAAACACUACUGUUAUAUUUUUAAGUUUAUUUGCACCUUAAUCUUUAUAUAGUAACUGCCACUACUUCCAGCUUCCAAAGCCAGUUGUUAAUAUUACCCAAUAGAGUGUUUGGUUUUGAGCAUUAACAACAUUGCUGUUGGAAGAGCAGUAAAAAAUAAUUUGAGGAACUUUUUUUUUUGUUUGUUUACAACAGCGUGUAAACAGCUUUUUUGUUUACAACAGUUUGUAAAGUCAAAUUAAGUGCUUUUGUACUUUGUAAUAAUCAAUUAGUAGUUUAAAAUUCAAUAAGUUAUUAAGCCACGAAUUCUGUUUACACUUCAUGUCUGUGCACAUCUGCCAAUCAUUAUUCUCCUGAUCAUUUUGCAACUGACAGCUUCCAGGACAGAACAGGUUUUACAAUAACAAUUACUCUAAAUUUAUUGUUAUUUUUAUUUUUGUAUUCAUAGCUGUUUUAAAAUGCCUUUGUAUAUUGUUAUAACCAAUAAAUACAAUGAGAUUGAAUAAGGAAUCCAACAAAGGAAUCCAAGAAGGAUAAAUGGGUAUUAAAAACAACUGGCUAAAUUACUUUUAUUAGGUAGACUGUCUUAGUGAAAAGUGCAUCUUUUAUAGAAUAUAUAAAAUUGUGUGUAUAUACUGUAUAUUUUCUAAACCUAGCAUAGCAGGAAGAUGAAACUUGCAGAAGUAUGUUUCAUAUUUUGUAUAUGCAACAUUUUUUCCCUCGGUAUGGUUAAUUCAGCAAAUGAAUAGAAUUAGAGUGCUAAAGUUUGCAGGAGAUGCCAUGUUUACGUUUUUUUCAAUAAAGAAUGUAUACCUA